Amoebophrya sp. A25 is the source of this 3360-nucleotide messenger RNA. Lineage: Eukaryota; Dinophyceae; Syndiniales; Amoebophryaceae. The record is from the annotation of a GenBank genome assembly.
AUUUGCGUUACUACUUCAAUUCUCCUCACUACAAGAUGACACGGAGUGGUGCCACAAAUCAUCGUGGAGGAGGAUCCACAUUUGUAGGCGGAUUUGGUAAUGUUGGGCCACUUGCUGGCGGAAGGUUACUCGGUGGACGUGCGCCUGCUGGCGCAGUAGAAGACAUAGAACGGUUGCAUGCGAUAGACACACGCGCGUUUCAUCCUACGGAACGGGUGCGCAGCCGCGAGGGUGCAUUAGGUCUCGGAGAUGAUGACCGUACUACUAGAAGUGGAAGAACAUCAGGUUCUAAGGCAGGAGGUUCUUUAGUAGAAUCGUUCCGUCAUCCCCACGCACCACGAGAACCACUGUCACGACCGAGAGUGUCUCCGAGUCUUCGAACUAGGCUGCGAGGCGUUUUCCAAGACGAGGAGGAAGCAGAGGAGGCUGAAAGAUUGGCGCCGGGUGGGAGAGGCAGGCGUUUUGGAGGUUUAUGGUUUUAGACUGAAACUCUAACUCUGUACUCCUCACAAAAAACUGCUCCAGCGUGGUAAAAAGAGAUCACACUAUGCACUCACCAACAUUCAGAAAUCUUCUAACAGGAGCUACUUCAGCAGCCCUGAGCGAUUGGCGUGUAGGCUACGAAGACCUCGUAUUUCGCGAACGCGCACUCCACAGUCUCUACGGAUCUCAUAGUGGCGCCGCCUCCGGUCUUUCUCGCACUGAGGGGCAAAACAAGUAUCGUUUACCCGACAAACAGCAGCUUCGCGACAAAAUCGAACUAGGACUAGGGAAGAGAGCAGGCGCAUUGACUCUCUCCUCCACCUCAAGGUCCCGAUCUUUGAUCAGUCAGAAUCGAACUGAUUUGCUUCUCGACCGGUUACUAGAACCAGCCACAGCCAUCAGUGGCCGCGGAAGACUCCGACUCGCAGAUGACGAUCAUAGACGAGGGCUAGACAGAGAGCUUCUCGAUGCUGGAGGCACGAUGCGCAGUAGUGGACGGCUGUGGCAUGAGGACCUGAAUCUAAGUGACCCAUGGGCUGUGUCUUUGGUGGCGGGAGGAAAUGGGACCCGCUCAGGAGGAACGAGAAGGAAACUAUGAAAGAACGUGGCUACUCUUCAAGGUGAAACUAUGAAAAAUGUUCGUGGUGUAUCUUCCGAAAAAAUUCCGGUGUGAGCUAUGAAUCUUCAGAUGAUUGUAAUUAGACAAGAUGAAGUAGAAUAGUAAGUAGUAGGGAGCAGUUUCUAUCAUAGUGGGCGGUUUGGGUCGUAGUACCACAAAAAUAUUUAUAAGAAAAACUUCCAAGAAGAAGUACAACCUCAAUUUGUUCUAGGACAGUGUAUAUGCACUAUUCAGUGAAUUCUGAUGCAAUGCUUCCGCAUUUUCGCCAGGUUCUUUUCCUUCUGCUUUUCCUUCUCCUCUCUUCCUUUUCCUUCUGCUUUUCCUCCAUCCUCUUAUACUACCGCUAAUUAAACUUUCCUCCUCUCCGCAUCAACCCAGAACCAGUACCAACGACAUCAAGCCCAUCCACCCUGUUGAGGUCGAGAAUAUGCUAGACGACGUUUUCCCACGAACCACAGCCACUAUGCUCAGAACCGGCGGUUUUCCUCGUGAUUGGAGUAAGGUAACCCGAAACGAGCUAGACAGCCGCGAUCCGACUGGGAGAACAAAAACGGACGGCAAUGUCGACUACCACGCCUAUCGGUACAUGAUGCCUGCACCGUUGCAAAGGGAAGGGACGAAUAAGUUGGCUUCGUCUCUUGCUCUUGGCGGUUAUCGUGAUCCUGAUGCUGGUGGUGCGAUAAGACAAGGAGGUCUUCCUACUUCUGGAGGAUUCUCUGUUCCCCAUCCUGCCUUGGGAAACUUGGAUAGACGUGCCACACCAAUGGAAGUAGCAGCUGUUGAUCGGAGAAACUUGAUUUUAAGGAGAUGAGGUGUGAUGUUUCAGGUUCAUCUCGUUGUAGUUCUUCUAGGCUCAUUUUGAUGCACAGUAGAAACAGAUGGACGAGGAUUAAAAGACAACACGACGAACAAUCGCUAUAGCACAUGAUCAAAAAAGCCUUCUAACCGGCUCCUUCUAACUUCAAAAGAACUCCAUGCUCAAGGGGAAGCAACCGGAGAUUUUGGCCCUUUCUUUUCGCUCGAUACGGCUGAACGAGUCCUCGAGAAGAACAAAGGACGUCAAUCUACUUCGCCUUGGCAGAGGGACCGCCAUUUUUUGUCGUCGCAAUCGAUGAAUUCUCCCGGAACUACUCUCAGCGUCAACAGGAGUAAAAAGUCCCUCCUCAACAUUGAUGAACAAGUAGAGAAUGAAUUCAAGCUGAAUAGCGAAGCACUUGCCUCUCAGCUGGAUGACAUCGAACGCAACGCUAUAUCGGCUUUGAGAAGUAGUGCUAGUAUACAACGAGAUACGAAGCCAAUGUUUACGUACUUCUUCUCAGACGCGAGAACUGGGCAAGAGGUCCUCGUGGGCAGCACGAGUGGUCGUGAGAGGACGCGAGCAGCAGUAGUGGGUGAUAUUGGAACGAGCGAUAGAAGUGCAGGAGCAGCAGGCGGAAAAGCAGAACCAGAUGCAGCGGAAAUGCAACUACAACAUCAAGAACAAGUAGAAGAGAGCGAAAUGAACAUGAUGCAGAGGUGGAACUCUUCAUCAGCAAUACCAAAGCCAGAGCUUUCUGGAGUUCUGUCUACGACGUCCUUUGCAACUGCUAGAUCCUCUUUGGCACCUCCUAUUUUGCCAAGCCAACAAAGCACUUAUGAUCGAUCGCGUUACAACAAGAUGAGUUCACCACAUAUCAUGAAGCUGAAUGAAGAGCGUUUGAAGAGGCGGAACUCUGCUACGGGUCAGAUUGAGGAAACCUAUAGUACUACUACGGGAGCAAAGGCUACAAGUGGGAAGGAUGUGGACAGCACAGGAGAAGUCUCGCUGAGGACUAAAGUCAAUAACAUUGCGGAGGAGGCAGCCAAACUUUGGGAGAGUAGGGAUUGAGGAGAGGGGGUGAAACUGAAAGAACUCGUAUCAUCUAUUCGAAGGGGGAUCAUCAUACAUGAUAAGUCUGAUAUAAGAAGGCGGACAUGUCCUUGCUUGUAUUUGUGGCACGAGCAGAUUUUCGUGUGACACGAGCAGAUUUUGGUAAUAAUGGUUAAUACAAGAAAUAACACGCGACACUUGUUCAAGACCUGUCAACUAUGGACACGAAUGUCUUUCUUUCUUCUUGCAUCUUCAAUUGCAUCCUCGGGUAAGACCGAGAAGGUCAUAAGCGAAAUCCUGUAAAAAGCUGAAAUCCUGUACAGUGCCAGCUGCAGCGUGGCUUUUGGCGAAGACGACUUUUCAUGCCUCACCUAAUUCUCAACUUUGUUCUACUUAGGACAAAACUUAG